AUGUCCACCAGUUCAUAUCUAUCUAUAUAUCUGUUUGUCUAUCUCUAUUCAUAUCUAUGUAUCUACCUGUCUAUCAUAUCUAUCUCCGCUUUUCAUAUCUAUCUAUCUAUCUAUCUAUCUAUCUAUCUAUCUAUCUAUCUAUCCACAACUAACAGUUCAUAUCUAUCGAUCUAUCUACCUGUCAAAUCUUUUUUCUUCGUCCUCUCUUUUACUUGUUUUUAUUAUACCCUUUUUCUUCUUUUUUUCUUAUUGCUCUUUUUUAUCUUUCUUCUGGACUGUUUCUUCUCUUGCUUAAUCUGCUCUCUCUUCCUACUCCUUUUCAUUUCUUCGUUCUUUUUUCUACUCAUUUUUCUUCACUUCUAUCAUUACUUUUUUUCUCUUCACCUAUUUCCUCUCUUUAUCAGCCAUAACUCCUUUUUUCUUCUCCUCUUCAUUUUUGACUCCACUUUGUUGUUUUUCUCUCUAUUUUUUCUCCAUUUUCUUUUCGUCCGACCCUUUCUCUUUCUUGUCCUCUUAAUGUUUCUUCACUUCUUCUAUAUAUUUACCCAUCGUAAAAAUUCUUCUCUUUUCUUUUUUGUAGUUCACUCUCUUUCUUUUCUUGGAAUUUUCUUCUUUGUCUUCCAAUCGUAG
Molecule: messenger RNA, 630 nt
Organism: Acanthosepion pharaonis
Lineage: Eukaryota; Metazoa; Mollusca; Cephalopoda; Sepiida; Sepiidae
Source: the annotation of a GenBank genome assembly